CUCCAUUCACACUUAUAUUUUAAUUGAUGCUUUCAAACACACCUACACAUUUUUUUCCCUCAAAUUUUAACAUUUUCCCGCAUUGAGGCCCAACAAAUGCAACCGUCCAGACGGCCCAUUUAGCCAAAAUUUGGCGGGAAGACCGGGUCUCCACCCGGCGGGAAAGAGAAGGUACAUAUCGGCAGAUUAGCGCGGAAGCCGCAAAAAGCAUUUCUAAGAAACCCUAGUGACAGUGAAAGAGACGAUGGUGGGGAGACCGUACGAUUGUCUUGCAAAUCCGCUAGGGGCCGUCAGAUUGACGUUCGACAAGGCCGUGGCUUCUGGUUCUGAUCCGGCUACAUUCGACGGCAGGGAUUGGGGGGCCACUGAACUUUUCCGGCAGUUCCUAUUUGACGAUGGCGGUCUUUCACAGGUACCUGUGCUUAAUCCCAGGACAAUCAAAAGUCUCCAACCCAACACUCUUGUUCGAUUCCGGGGAAUGAUUCAAGACAUGCUUGGCAAUGAAUUUUAUGCUGGAGUCUAUAAAGACGGGGAAACAUGGAGGACCAAUAAAUUUGCUGAUAUUUCUCAAUACCCAAUGGGAGAUUCACCUGAGAUGAGAGUCUGGGAGCGCCGCCUGCUUUACUGUGUUCCUGUACCGGGGCAGAAUAGCUGGACUGAGCCAUCAGAAGUUGUAUUGGGUCCAAUGAAAAAUCAUGCUUGUACAUAUUUACAAAGGGAGAAACGUCAGAGAGAGGAUGAUGCAAUAAUGAACGAUGUGAAUAUGGAAGCCAUAGAUGAGUUGCAUAGUUCCCCAUCUGCCAAAAAGAUGAGAGAGGAUGGAAAUGCUUCCACAUCCACAGAUUCUGGAGAGUCCCUAGACAAAGCUAUCUGCACUACAAUGAAUACAGCUGUGGAUUGUGAAACAACAUGUCCAUGCCUAGUGAAGAUAUAUGACUCACCUGAGUCUGAUUUAAAGUUGAAUGAUGUUUUUGAGUUCAUUGGCGUCCUCACUUAUGAUCCAGAUUCUCCUAAUGAAAAGGAAGAUAGCAGUGUUGAAAGCAGUUUGUGUGAGGACGAAUUGUUUGAAUUGCCACCUAGGAAGGUUCCUAGACUACAUUGCUUUGUUUACCAGAAAUUGGGGGUUCAAGAUUUUCUUUCAAAUUUCUUCACGCCUGAGGUAAAUUCUCAAAUGCUUAGAGGGAUAAGAGAAGCUCUGCUGGGGUAUCUUACUUCCAUCCUUGGAAAUGAUAGAGUUGCAGCUGAAUUCAUGCUUCUACAUCUUUUGUCUCGGGUUAAUAGUAGAGCAGAUUCAAUGGCAGUAGGAAAGCUUUCGUUGAAUCUCACAUGUUUUAGCAAGGAAACUACAUCUGUGUUUGGUCACAGACUCAACCUUGCCAUAGAGAAUCUCAUACCAUACUCUCAGUCUAUACCUCUCACUAUAGAUUAUCUUAACACGGCUCUUCUUGCACCUAGGAAAGAUUAUCAAACAAAUAGAUUGAUUACUGGAGUUCUGCAAUUUGCUGAUGGAACUCAUUUGACAAUUGAUGAGACACAACUUCAAGCUGGAAACCUUAACUCAACGGGGGUUGAGAAUACCCAGCUGCUGAAGAACUUGCUCGAUAUGCAAAAGGUGGCAUAUGAUUUCACCUUUUACAAAAUGGAGAUGCCCGCAGACAUCCAAUUGCUAAUUCUUUCGGAGGGAAAGUCGAACAUACUGCCUGCUGAUGUAGUUUUGCCUUUCUGUCCGUGCUCAGUAAAUCCCCACGUAGAUGUUGAAGCAAGCACACUCAAUGUUUGGCGUUGGUAUUUGGGAACAAUGAGAUCCUUGUCACAUAAAAUCACCCCAGAAAUGCAAAAGGUGCUGGAAGAUGACCUGGUUUCUGCAAGGCAAGCUGACCGGAGCCUGGGCAGCCAAGAAUUCAGUAGAUUGUUGACAAUGGGACGUUUGGAAUCAAUAAGUUUUGGUGAAAGCUGCUUGUCCAUGGAGCAUUGGGAAAUGGUCAAGGAGUUGGAGAAACUCAGGAAACAGAGGCUUAAUUGAUUGAGUCAUGUAAAAGCAAUUUGUUGUAUUUUAUUUCAUUUUUAAACAAUCACAUUUCAUUUGGUUGAAUUUCAAAUUAUUCACCAAAUUAUUUUAUUCCAAUUAUCAAAUCACAAAUUUACCAAAUAGUAUGGGAUUUGUUGUUGAAUCGAAAUUUUAUCAAACUCUAUUGCAAAAUAAAGGGAGUAGUAGCCAAUAAUUAGAUGAUGAGAAAGGAUAAAAUUCAAAAGGUACCCACUUGUUGAGGAAGAUGUGUUAAAAUGGAGUACUUUAAUAAAGCUAUUUAAGUUUU
This is a messenger RNA of Cuscuta campestris, 2315 nucleotides long. NCBI's taxonomy places the organism in Eukaryota, Viridiplantae, Streptophyta, Magnoliopsida, Solanales, Convolvulaceae. The record is from the annotation of a GenBank genome assembly.